GUUGAACUGGACUGCGGCUUUAACCUCGAUCGCCCGCAGGACUCGAACUCGAACUCGGGUUGUGACGGUGCAGCGUAUAAAUUCGACAUGUUACCGGUCAACCACACUACCACAAAUUUGUGGCUUUCACGGGGCGGAAGUGAAUUUUUUCGGCUGGAUUAUCGUUCGGGCAGAUGCGGAUUUCGUUUAGAAGCAGAGCUGCGAGCCUACCAGUAA
Molecule: messenger RNA, 216 nt
Organism: Protopolystoma xenopodis
Lineage: Eukaryota; Metazoa; Platyhelminthes; Monogenea; Polystomatidea; Polystomatidae
Source: the annotation of a GenBank genome assembly